AUGGAUAACAACGUGACCGUCAAUCAAGGAGCUACAAGGCGCACACACACUUAUACUUUCCAUCGCGAGGGUAUGGUUCAAUUGGGACAAUUGGGUGAAUUGGUCACUGGUCAUAAUGAAACAGUGUUCAGUGACAAUUAUGGCAACAUAUUAUCUCUUCUGUAUUCGCGUGUCGACGAAUGGGCCUUAUCUACUCUUCUUCAGUUCUACGACCCAGAUAUCCGUUGUUUCACAUUUUCGGAUUAUCAGCUAGCUCCCACUCUCGAAGAGUACUCUUACCUCCUCAACAUCAAGAUUCAACACAGAGUGCCUUUUGUUUGUGUCCCAGAGAAACCUAGGUUGGAUUACAUUGCCAACGCUCUUUAUUUGAGCUUGGGGGAUGUUCAUGAUAACUGGAAGAAGAAUGGUGAUACUCAUGGCUUCUACAUGAGUUUCCUGGUUGAAAAAGCUCAAGAAUUUGCCGACAAAGGAAUAUGGGAGGCUUUCAAUGCUAUUUUGGCCGCUCUGAUCUAUGGAAUUGUGAUGUUUCCCAACAUUCACAAGUUCGUUGAUUUGGCUGCUAUAUGUCUUUUUAUGGACAAGAAUCCAGUACCCACCCUAUUGGCUGACACAUAUUAUUCCAUUCACUCUCGGCAUGGUAAAAGAGGGGCUAUUAGAGGUUGCUUGCCGCUGUUAUAUAAAUGGUUCAAAUCUCACUUGCCUGCUAGUGGUCCGUUUGUUACCUCUACUCAGAAAUGGUCUCAGAGAAUCAUGGGACUUACUGCAAACGACAUCGUAUGGUAUCAAUUCCGAACAGGCAUAUCUGAAGUCAUUAUCAGGUGCGGAAACUUUGGUAACGUCCCGCUCAUUGGGACAAGAGGAUGUAUUAACUACAACCCAGUUCUAGCUCUUCGUCAGUUGGGCUAUACCAUGAAGAGUGGGCCUUCGGAUAGGGAGAUUUACCAAUCCGUAUACUUUGAAAAGGGAGCUGACCCUAUAGCGCUUGAGGAAAUCAGGAAGGCCUGGAAUAACAUUCAUAUAGGUGAGAGAUCCACUCUGGGAGCCAAGAAUGCCAUUGCUAUGGAGCCCUAUACCGAUUGGGUUAAGGAGAGAGUCAAGACACUUUUGUUACCAUUCCCGGAAGUUCCUCUCUUGUAUGCACAACCUCCGAAGAUAUCAGAAACUAUGGUAUCAAGAGAACGUUUUGACCAGGUCCGCGUCGCCAAUUUGAGACUGAAAGAGAAAGAUAGGGAUAUGGAUUUGAAGCGCUAUUUCCUUAAACAGACAAAGAAUGAACUGGCCCGUGAACUUAAAACUCUCAAAGGAGAGUCUUCUCAAGCCAGGAAGAGAGUUAGAACUGAAAAGGAAGGAAAAGCUGUUGUUGCUCCUACUGAAGACCCUCAAAAGGUUAUAGAAAAGGCUAUAAAGGAUGAAAAAGAGAAGCUCAGACAAGAGUACCAAGAAGACCUGAAAGCCCACAAGCUCCGACUGGAGAAAGAAACCAAAUAUGAGUUGAGGACCAUGAAGAAGAAACUGGAAGAGGAGACCACUCAGAGAAUAGCAUUGCUUCGAGAGUAUGUUGAUAUCUUCGCCUGGUCAUAUGAAGACAUGCCUGGUUUAGACACGGAUAUAGUUAUGCACAGGUUACCUCUCAAACCAGAAUGUCCGCCUGUAAAGCAAAAACCACGAAGAACUCGACCUGAUAUGGCUUUGAAAAUCAAGGAAGAAGUUGAAAAACAGUUGAAGGCUGGUUUCUUAUCUGUGUGUGAGUAUCCGCCUUGGAUUGCAAACAUAGUACCCGUUCCUAAGAAGGACGGAAAGGUACGCAUGUGUGUUGACUACCGAGAUUUGAAUAGGGCAAGUCCGAAGGAUGAUUUCCCUCUGCCUCAUAUUGAUGUGCUAGUCGACAACACUGCUCAGUAUUCGGUGUUCUCCUUCAUGGAUGGUUUUUCUGGCUAUAAUCAAAUAAAAAUGGCUCCUGAAGAUAUGACCAAGACUACUUUUACCACUCCGUGGGGUACGUAUUGUUAUAAGGUGAUGCCUUUUGGUCUUAAGAAUGCUGGUGCAACAUAUCAACGAGCUAUGGUGACCCUUUUCCAUGAUAUGAUCCAUAAGGAGAUUGAGGUGUACGUCGAUGAUAUGAUUGCAAAAUCCCAAACUGAGGAGGAACAUCUGGUAUACCUUGAGAAAUUGUUUGCUCGCUUGCGAAAAUUCAAGUUGAGGCUUAAUCCAAAUAAGUGCACUUUUGGAGUGCGAUCUGGAAAGUUACUUGGAUUCAUUGUGAGUCAACGAGGGAUCGAGGUCGACCCUGACAAAGUAAGAGCAAUACAGAACAUGCCAGCGCCGAAGAAUGAAAAAGAAGUUCGAGGGUUCCUUGGAAGAUUGAAUUACAUAGCCAGGUUCAUUUCUCAUCUCACUGAUACUUGUGAACCCAUCUUCAAACUGCUGCGCAAAAAUCAAGAUAUCCGUUGGGAUGAUCGUUGUCAGGAAGCCUUCGAAAAGAUCAAGCAGUAUCUCCAAGAGCCACCAAUUCUCAUGCCUCCGGUUCCUGGGAGGCCGCUUCUUAUGUACUUAACUGUGCUUGAAGGAUCUAUGGGGUGUGUGCUGGGCCAACAUGACGAGUCUGGUCGAAAAGAGUGCGCCAUUUAUUACCUGAGCAAAAAGUUUACCAAUUGUGAAUCCCGCUACUCACUACUCGAGAAAACUUGCUGUGCUUUGGUAUGGGCUGCUCGCCGACUGAGGCAGUAUAUGUUGACUCACACCACUCUAUUGAUCUCCAAAAUGGACCCGAUAAAGUACAUCUUUGAAAAACCAGCUCUUACAGGAAGGCUAGCCCGAUGGCAAAUGCUUUUAUCAGAAUACGACAUCCAUUAUGUCACACAGAAGGCUAUCAAAGGAAGUGUCCUUGCAGAUCAUCUUGCUCAUCAGCCAUUAGAAGAGUAUCAGUCAAUGAAGUUUGACUUUCCUGAUGAAGAUAUCAUGAAACUGGAUGAUAAUGAAGGACCCGAACCAGGAGAGCGAUGGACUCUCACGUUCGACGCUAGAAUAUGCUUUGAUUGCACGAACAAUGUGGCAGAAUACGAAGCUUGCAUAAUGGGUCUCGAAGCAGCCAUCGAUAUGAGAAUCAAGAUCCUUGAGGUUUAUGGGGAUUCUGCCUUGGUUAUACAUCAAGUGAGAGGUGAUUGGGAGACACGACACCCCAAUUUAGUUCCUUAUAAGGACUAUAUCUUGGAUUUGCUGCCCGCUUUCGAGGAGAUCACUUUCAAUCACAUCCCCCGAGAGGAAAAUCAAUUGGCAGAUGCUUUGGCUACUUUGGCUGCUAUGUUCAGAGUUAGCUCCCCUAAAGAAGUGCCAGACAUAACGAUCCUCCGUUACAAAGAGCCUGCCCAUGCAUUCCCUGCUCAUUGUCUCACUACCGAAGAUGUGUAUGAUGAAAAGCCAUGGUAUUACGACAUCAAGAGGUACUUUGAGAAGCAAGAGUAUCCCGAAGAUGCUACGAUUGGUGAUAAGCGAACGCUUCGAAGGUUAGCAUCCAAAUUCUUCUUGUCAGGAGACGUCCUGUACAAAAGAAACUAUGAUUCAGUUUUGCUCAGAUGCGUGGAUAGACACGAAGCAGAAUUGAUCAUGCGGGAAAUUCAUGAAGGAUCUUUUGGCACUCAUUCCAAUGGACAUUCUAUGGCCAAAAAGAUCUUACGAGCAGGAUAUUAUUGGAUGACGAUUGAAAGUGAUUGUUCUUGGCCCUUUGCUAUGUGGGGCAUAGACAUGAUCGGACGGAUAGAGCCGCAAGCUUCGAAUGGACACAUAUUUAUUCUUGUUGCUAUCGACUACUUCACCAAAUGGGUUGAAGCUGCUUCUUACAAGAAUGUAACCAAGCAAGUCGUUACUCGCUUCAUCAAGAAAGAGAUCAUAUGCCGAUAUGGGGUUCCAAACAAGAUCAUCACUGAUAAUGGGUCUAAUCUUAAUAACAAAAUGAUGGCAGAGUUGUGUGAAGAGUUCAAGAUUGAACAUCAUAAUUCAUCACCCUAUCGGCCAAAGAUGAAUGGCGCAGUCGAAGCUGCUAACAAGAAUAUAAAGAAGAUUCUUGUCUACGGUAUGGAGGCCGUAUUACCUGUCGAAGUGGAAAUUCCUUCGUUGAGAGUCUUGAUGGACGCCAAACUCGAUGAAACAGAAUGGGUUCAAACGAGGCUUGAUCAUCUCAAUCUAAUUGAGGAGAAACGCUUAUCUGCUAUCUGCCAUGGCCAGUUGUAUCAAAAGAGGAUCAAGAAAGCGUAUGACAAGAAAAUUCGGCCUCGAGAAUUCCACACAGGUGACCUAGUCGUAAGGAAGAUCUUGCCAAUUCACACCGAUCCAAGGGGCAAAUGGACUCCCAACUAUGAGGGACCAUACAUUGUGAAGAAAGCAUUUUCAGGUGGUGCUUUAAUCUUGACAAAGAUGGAUGGGGAAGACGUUCCGCUUCCAGUCAAUUCAGACUCAGUCAAAAAA
Vicia villosa (hairy vetch) is the source of this 4461-nucleotide messenger RNA. RefSeq lists its product as uncharacterized. The transcript is spliced from 5 exons. NCBI's taxonomy places the organism in Eukaryota, Viridiplantae, Streptophyta, Magnoliopsida, Fabales, Fabaceae. Gene Ontology annotation, molecular function: RNA-DNA hybrid ribonuclease activity; nucleic acid binding. The annotation marks the transcript as partial. Gene Ontology annotation, biological process: DNA integration. The record is from RefSeq and is a predicted model, not a curated record.